This is a messenger RNA of Drosophila busckii, 1709 nucleotides long. RefSeq names its product probable cytochrome P450 6a21. Lineage: Eukaryota; Metazoa; Arthropoda; Insecta; Diptera; Drosophilidae. Gene Ontology annotation, molecular function: heme binding; iron ion binding; monooxygenase activity. The transcript is spliced from 2 exons. The record is from RefSeq and is a predicted model, not a curated record. The coding region runs from base 52 to 1566 and encodes 504 amino acids.
GCUUCCAACGUUACGCUACGCCGUGCGGUUGAAUAUAAAUUAAUUCCAAUUAUGAGUUUGGGCAUUUGGUUGCUGACUGCGCUGCUCGCAGUGCUGGGUUAUAUAUUUUUGCGUUUGCGUCGCAAUUUGCACUACUGGCAAGAUCAUGGCAUUCCAUGUGAGCAGCCGCAUCCGCUUAUGGGCAACUUGGCGGGCGUGCGCACCAAGCGCUCGUUUCCAGAGAUAUGGCUGAGUUAUUAUGAUAAAUUUCGUGGUACGGGACCCUUUGCGGGCUUCUAUUGGUUUCAACGACCGGCGGUUUUUAUACUGGAGCCCUCGCUGGUGAAGCAUAUACUGAUAAAGGAGUUUAACAAGUUUACGGAUCGUGGCUUCUUUAGCAAUCCAGACGAUGAUCCGUUGUCCGGUCAGCUGUUUCUUUUGGACGGCCACAGAUGGAAAAAUAUGCGGCAUAAGUUGUCACCUACGUUUACUUCGGGUAAAAUGAAGUACAUGUUUCCCACUGUGGUGAAAGUGGCGCAUGAAUUUAUCGAUGUGUUUGGCAAAACGCUCGACGAGGGCUGCAACAUUGAAGUAAGAGAGCUGCUGGCCAGAUUCACCACCGAUGUUAUAGGCACCUGCGCCUUUGGCAUUGAGUGCAGCAGUCUCAAAGAUCCUGAGGCAGAGUUUCGUGUUAUGGGCAAAAGAUCUUUGACAGAUUUGCGUCAUGGCACGCUGGGCAUUAUGUUAUUAAAUAGUUUUCCCAAACUUAUGCAACGUCUGCAUGCGAAAAUGACCCCAGAGCAUAUCGAAAAGUUCUUUAUGCGCAUUGUGCGCGAAACUGUAAAUUAUCGUGAGCAGCACAAAAUAAGGCGCAAUGAUUUUAUGGAUCAGCUAAUAGAUCUAAAGAAUAAUGGUUUGCUGAAAUCGGAAACUGGCGAAAGCAUGAACCUGACUAUAGAAGAAAUUGCUGCGCAGGCUUUUGUAUUUUUUAGCGCAGGCUUUGAAACUUCCUCGACCACAAUGGGCUUUGCGCUUUACGAGCUGGCGCAACAGCCCGAAAUUCAGCAGCGUCUAAGAAAUGAAUGCAAUGAGAUGCUGGCCAAAUACAAUGGCGAGUUGACCUAUGAAUGCAUCAAGGAUAUGAGCUACUUGGAUCAGGUUAUUUCAGAAACGCUACGCCUAUGGACUGUGCUGCCCGUGCUGAAUCGCCUUUGCCUGGAGGACUUUGCAGUGCCUGGUUAUCCCAACUAUGUUAUAAAGAAGGGCAUGCCUAUUCUUAUACCAGCGGGCGCUAUGCAUCGCGAUGAGCGUUUGUAUCCGCAGCCGCAGCGUUUCAAUCCGGAUAAUUUUACGCCGGAGCGCGUCAAGGCACGUGACUCGGUGGAAUGGCUGCCAUUUGGCGAUGGCCCGCGCAACUGCAUUGGCCUGCGUUUUGGCCAAAUGCAAGCUCGCAUUGGCUUGGCCAUGCUUAUCAAGCAUUUCAAGUUUUCCGUCUGCGAUCAAACACCCAUACCCAUCAAAUAUCAUAAGGAAAGCUUUUUGAUAGCCGCUGAAUCAGGCAUUUUCUUGAAAGUGGAGCGUGUCUAAUAGACAAAGACAACAACAUUUUUUAUAUAAAUAUAUUGGUGUGCAAUUAUAACUUGUACUUUUGGCUUAUAACUUAUUGUUUAUAUAUUAACUCGUUUUGAAAUAAACAAAGUUCAGCAGCGUUGGGCAAUUAUAAUUAAAUA